This is a messenger RNA of Cucumis melo (muskmelon), 2241 nucleotides long. RefSeq lists its product as uncharacterized. Bases 396 to 1931 code for a protein of 511 amino acids. The record is from RefSeq and is a predicted model, not a curated record. NCBI's taxonomy places the organism in Eukaryota, Viridiplantae, Streptophyta, Magnoliopsida, Cucurbitales, Cucurbitaceae. The transcript has 11 exons.
AUCCAACGGAAUAUAUGUUCUUAUUUCAUACCAUUUAUCUUUCUUCUUUCUCUUCUUCUUCUCCCAAAAUCUUCCAUUCCACUUUCUGAAACACACAGAAUAGAGUUCACAAGACGGAGGAAUCUGAGUUCCCACGGGAACGACGAUUCCUCAUUUAUGCAGGACAAUCGCUCUUCUGUUUCUCCACGUCCAAAAUGGUGUUACGAUCUCGGUAACAUGCCAAUGUAACAUCUAAAUUCACGUCAAAUCCUCUUCCAGGCAGCCGCUGGAAGUUGCCUGUUAAUUUUCUAAUGCCAUUGUCGUCGAACAAGGUCUCUUCUUUGUGGAGUGGGCAUUUAGUGCCCUGGUGCUUUCGUUAAAUCAUCAUAGAGGUUUAGAACUUUAAAUCUAAUACAAUGGGUGGUUGCACUUCAAAACUUAGUCGAAACCUCAAAGCAUAUAGGAAGUACUCAUCACGAUUUGGAAAACGACGUAGUAAGAUUUCAGCUACCAUUCCUGACGUUAAUAUCAAAGCGAUCGGAGAUUCACGAAAACAUGCUGGAGGUUUCAAGGUCAAUGAGUUUGUUCAUCUCGAUUUUGAGAAGGGAGCUGCGACUAACCGUGCAAGGUCUGAAGUUUCUAACAUGACAUUUCAUCUGAAGCAGCUGCAUUGGAGCCAUGGCCAAAUUGAUGCAAAUGGAGUUUACCAAGAUGAACCAUGGUUCGACUCUGCUAGUAUUUUGGACUCUGACUCUGAUGACGAGGAGUUCAGCAGUGUUCAUGGAGAUUGUUUUCCUUCAAUUGGAGACCCGAAUGCUCAAUUGUUUCAGUAUGAAAGCACAUCGUGCUUCAUUGACACUGGAUGUAUGUAUGAAGGUUUCUAUGAAAGUUAUCUCAAAAUCGAUGGGGGUGCGCAGAACUUUGAAUAUAAGAGUCAGGAGCUCAAUAUGAAUACUUGCCUGCCUUGUUUUCCUCCUCCAGCUAGUUGCAAUGAGAAGAAUCGUUCUUCUAAUACCCAACCGGAAAAUCAAAAGAAGUCGGCAGUUAUCAUGCUUUCUGUUAAGAGAAAGUCUGUUGACGGAUAUGAACGGACUGAGUUUCGUACGUCAGAGAAAAUUUUGUACCGCCCAACAGCAGGACUUCAAAUUUCAUGUGCAAAGGGAGAAAAGUUAACUCCGUCGUCCUGGUCCCCUAUAUCACCUUCAGUCUUUAAGCUUCGCGGAGAAAACUAUUUCAGAGACAAACAGAAAUACCCUGCUCCAGAUCUCAGCCCAUACGUACCAAUUGGAGUUGACUUGUUUCUCUGCCCGCAGAAGAUAAAUAACAUUGCUCAGCAUAUUGAACUUCCACAUGCGAAAGCACAUGAAAAGCUACCAUCAAUAUUAAUUGUUAACCUACAGCUGCCUACAUAUCCAGCUUCCAUGUUCCCUGGUGAUUACAACGGAGAAGGGAUGAGCCUGGUACUGUAUUUUAGACUGAAUGACAAGUUUGACGAAGAGAUAUCUCUUCAUUUUCAAGACACCAUCAAGAGGUUGAUUGAAGAUGAAAUGGAAAAGGUCAAAGGAUUCACAAGGGAAUCCUUGGUUCCUUUCAGAGAAAGGUUGAAAAUAGUGGGUGGGUUGGUUAAUCCUGAAGAUCUCCAAUUAAGUGCUACUGAAAGAAAGCUAGUUAGUUCUUAUAAUGAAAAGCCAGUGCUUUCACGACCUCAACACAACUUUUUCAGGGGAAAAAAUUAUUUUGAGAUUGAUUUGGACAUACAUAGAUUCAGCUAUAUAUCAAGGAAAGGUCUCGAAUCAUUCCGUGAUCGUCUGAGGCAUGGGAUACUUGACAUUGGUUUAACAAUCGAGGCACAAAAACCUGAAGAACUGCCUGAGCAAAUGCUGUGCUGUCUACGAUUGAAUAAGAUCGAUUUUGUAAACCAUGGGCAGAUACCUACAAUUAUGAGUGCGUAAGUGAAACUUGAGUGUUGGAAGAUGAUUGGAAAGCCAACAUUCCUGUGCAUUAUCAUCACCAAUGAAGUAAAAGGGACAAUAGAAGACAAGUGUAUUUAUUUAAACAUAAGCCCAAGGCCUUUGCAAAAUGAUAGGAUCUUAGAAACAAAGCUUGAGAUUCAUUUUUAUUGAUACCAUUGUUUUUUUUUUCUUUCAAAAUCUGUGUUUUCUUAUGCUGUGGAUAUAAAUAUUCAUAUCCAAAAAACUACUCAUGCUAAGAUUUUAUAACAAAAUUACAGAUAUAUUCUAUUCAUAUGGUUGGAUUUUGCAA